Xiphophorus couchianus (Monterrey platyfish) is the source of this 6225-nucleotide messenger RNA. RefSeq names its product leucine rich repeat containing 4Ba (gene lrrc4ba). Gene Ontology annotation, biological process: positive regulation of synapse assembly; regulation of postsynaptic density assembly; synaptic membrane adhesion. The transcript is spliced from 3 exons. The coding region runs from base 695 to 2884 and encodes 729 amino acids. Gene Ontology annotation, cellular component: plasma membrane; postsynaptic density membrane; glutamatergic synapse. The record is from RefSeq and is a predicted model, not a curated record. NCBI's taxonomy places the organism in Eukaryota, Metazoa, Chordata, Actinopteri, Cyprinodontiformes, Poeciliidae. Gene Ontology annotation, molecular function: signaling receptor binding.
UGCACAGGUGGAGCUGUGUUGCCAAGCAGCAAAUGCUCCUUUCAGGAGAGGUUGCCCUGGAUUUGUUGCAACUAUCCGGCUAUAUAGCAUGAAACGCAUGCUGUCGGCAUAUGUUUUGGUUGUUUUUAAUUUAAAAUAAUGAUUAGACUGCAGCAGCAGCUGCAGGAAGAGUCCGUGGUUGCACCCACCUGAAGAUUUCUGAGACAAUUCCCAUCAUACCAGCGGCGGCAGCGCAGCACUUGGAAACGCUGAAUCAAUCUGAGAGAGAGAGAAAGAGAGAGAAGAAGAGAGAGAGAGAAUCAGCGUCGGCGGCAUCUCUGCAGUGGAAUACGCGGUUAUUUGAGGAAAGCUUGGAGCGACGUUGCGUUUUUAGGACUCUAUGAAGGCAUUACGAGAUUUUUCAAAAAUGUAACUCCUGGGCUCUUCUCACUUCACAAAACGCCUCACUCAAAUCUCCUGACAGCCCAAGGAAAAAAAAAAGAGUAGCAUCUGUUUAUCUGCAUACUUCUAUGUUCAAGAAACAGGAGGAGAAAACAGAGACUGACAGAGGACAAAUGAGAUCUCAGAGGAUGUGGAAUUAGAGGGAACAAAUUGAUACCGGAGGACCGAAGGGAAAGUGAACCACAAAUCCACCGACGUGGAGCCACCUCACCUGUAUCUCCGGAUUAAAGAGCAGGGUCAUGUCCCAGUUGCCAUGCGCAUUGCCACGCUGACCUGCCUUUCCGGCCCUUCCCCCUUCCUCUUUCUAUUGGUCCAUCUGCUCCUGCGGCUCCUUCUCAUCCUCCACGGGCCGCAGUUAGCGGGAGCCGCCUCCACCUGCCCUUCCCUCUGCACGUGCUCCAACCAGGCCAGCCGGGUCAUCUGCACCAGGCAGAACCUGGAGCAGGUGCCCGAAAGCAUAUCAGUCAACACGCGUUACCUCAACCUGCAGGAGAACUCGAUACAGGUCAUCAAAUCCGACACCUUCAAGCAGCUGAGGCACCUUGAAAUCCUCCAGCUUUCCAAGAAUCAGAUACGCCAGAUUGAAAUCGGGGCAUUCAAUGGCCUCCCUAACCUCAACACGCUGGAGCUCUUUGACAACCGCCUCACGUUGGUGCCAACACAGGCCUUUGAUUACCUCAGCAAGCUACGGGAGCUGUGGCUGCGCAACAACCCCAUUGAGACCCUCCCGAGCUAUGCCUUCAACCGCGUGCCCUCCCUGCGUCGCUUGGACCUGGGGGAGCUCAAAAAGUUGGAAUACAUCUCUGAUGCGGCCUUCGUGGGCCUCGUCAAUCUACGGUACCUGAAUCUGGGCAUGUGUGGGCUCAAAGACAUUCCCAAGCUGACGCCUCUCGUGCGUUUGGAAGAGCUAGAGUUGUCGGGGAACCGUCUGGAUAUCAUUCGUCCGGGAUCCUUCCAGGGACUGGUGUCUCUUCGGAAGCUGUGGCUUAUGCACUCGCAGGUUUCCGCCAUUGAGCGCAAUGCCUUUGACGACCUGAAAAACCUGGAAGAGCUUAAUCUGUCCCAUAACUCACUGCGCUCCCUGCCUCAUGAUCUUUUCACACCCCUUCACCAGCUGGAGAGGGUACAUCUCAAUCAUAAUCCCUGGGCCUGCAACUGUGAUGUACUUUGGCUUAGUUGGUGGUUGAAGGAGACGGUGCCCAGCAACACCACCUGCUGUGCCCGAUGCCAUGCUCCGCCACUACUCAAGGGCAAGUACAUUGGGGAACUUGACCAGAGCCACUUCACCUGCUUUGCUCCUGUCAUUGUAGAGCCCCCUACCGACCUCAAUGUCACCGAAGGGAUGGCUGCUGAGCUGAAGUGUCGCACAAGUACCUCUACAACAUCAGUUAACUGGAUUACGCCCAACGGCACGCUGAUGACUCAUGGGUCUUACCGGGUGAGGAUAUCCGUUCUUCACGAUGGCACACUGAACUUCACAAACGUCACCCUGAGGGAUACGGGCCAGUACACCUGCAUGGUCACCAACGCUGCUGGAAACACCACAGCUACCGCUGUUCUUAACGUAUCUGCUGCUGAUGCCAGUGUCAACUACACCUAUUUCACCACCGUUACUGUGGAAACGGAUAACGGAGGAGCUCAUGAUUAUGCACAGGUUGGCAUUGAGGAGGCCAGCAUUCCCAUUCCUUCGGACCUGUUGCCAGAAGUGGUUCCUACCACCGCCUCCUCUCUGGCUGGCGGCUGGUCGGCCUCCUCUCCCCGGACAACUCAACCCACGUUCACUGUGCCGUUCACGGAGCCGGGAUUCUCUGGCCUGGACGAUGUGAUGAAGACCACCAAGAUCAUCAUUGGCUGCUUCGUAGCCAUCACCUUCAUGGCAGCAGUGAUGCUGGUGGUGUUCUACAAGCUGAGGAAGCAGCAUCAGCUGCACAAACACCACGGCCCCGCUCGCGCCAUUGAGAUCAUCAACGUGGAGGACGAGCUGGGACCUGGGGCAAGUGGCCGGGGCAGCGGUAUCUCCGGAGGAUCAACUGUGACACAAAGCUCGGGCGGUGGAAUAGGCGGGAGCCAGAGUCUUCGGUUGCACCACCCGGAGAUUGUGAACCUACCUAACCUGGCACGAUCGGAUCACCUUAACCACUACUACAAAACACAUCACUUCAACAGCAACAUGAUGGGCCUGGGAAUGGGCACAGGGUCAGGAGUGGGCCUCAACAACAACAACAACCCUUCGCCGUGCUCUCAGUCGCAGAGCAUAUCCUGCUCCCAGGUCCCUUCCAGCACCGGUGGGGGGACGUCCACUGGUGGCACCCUGCCCUCCACCGUAGCCCUGCCUCAGCUGGGUCUACAUAGCUCUCUGAAAGGCCUGAUGGGAAAAGGUCAGAACGAGCCGCUGCUUUUUAAGAGUGGCUCAAAGGAAAAUGUGCAAGAGACUCAAAUCUAAACAGGUUUGAGGUAAGACAGAGUAGAUGUUAAAGAGAGACCAUUUGAGAGUGAUUGUAGCCCAAUGUCGUUAUGGACAAUCUUUAGACAGGCUCUACAUAACCUUUAUUUUGUGGUGGCCCUUUGUUAACAGAUAGUAAGACAAAAGGAGACAGUAGACCAGUCCCACAAACAGCAUUUGCACAGUCCCAAAUGUCAGAAUUACUCAUUGUGUGCAGCGUGAUACGGUCUUUGCCAAAGCUCGAGAUCAAGCCUUUUCUCUCGGCGGACAGAUGUGAACAAUGUAGUGAGCCCUUCAAGGAUGUAUACAGAUUGCUUCAUACAUUUCCAGAUGCAUUCAGUGUAUAUAUUUGGAGGGAGACGUGAUAUUGGCCAUUGAGCACAUUGUCAGAUUAGUGUUUGACAAAGCCAGGGAAUAACAAACAAUGAUUUGUGCGAGCGCGCAGUCCCAGGUUUUCAGAGGAAGCGAAAUGAGAGCAGAGCAGCAAAGGCCGCUUGGAAUAUCGGAGGAACAAAAAGUGGUUUUGCUCUUCGCUUUAUCACUUCUUUUCAAUUUUACACCUUACUGGUUACUGUCUUCUUUGGGAGAGGGGGAAUAUCAUGAAGGAAUAAAGGACAAGAUUAAGGAGAUAUGAAAAAAAACUGAAGUUACAUAUUAUAUAUACCGUAAAUAUAUUUUCAUUCAAAUAAAUAAAUUAUGAAAAGUCUUUAUCAAACAAAUGAGUGACCACGACGACGACUCAAAGAUAUAUAUAUUUAAAAAAAUAAAAUGGAAAAACAUGCCCUGUCGUUUUAGUGGAACAACCUGGUUACUACUUUUCCGAACUGCUUUUCCUCUGGAUAAACGUGAAACAGCGGCGUUACACGCAAACCUGGCAAAAACAACAACAAAAAAACAGAAAUUAUUUUGGUGUCGACUCUUUUUUUGCAGCCGUUUUCCCUCCCGCCUACAGAAACAGGGUCUUUUGAUAAUGCAGAUGUUCUGCUCUCUGCUGCAAAACCACAAACACAUCAAACAUGGUGGCACUAAUAAUAAUUAUGACGGUAACAAUGAUAACAAAUUUAGCUUUAUUUGUCAUAAAUGCAUUUAAAAUGGUGGAACAUUGAAAUAAUUGGACAUGCUAAUGACAUUAAUGUUACUGUGCUAUCAUUAUUGCUCACCUGAGUAUUAUUGUUACUGCUGGAGCCCACAGGUGACGGAGAAGAAACAUUUUUUUCAUUUGUACAUGACGCUGACCUCAUUGGGCAGAUUUAAGAGAACUCAUCAGCAGGAAUUGACCCGGCUCAUAAAAUGGCUUCCUCGACCCCGGUUGACCCCGUCCGAUGGGACCCUCACGCUGUCUGACAUUACGGACGAAGACUGCACCUUUUUGCAGAGUGGAUUUGAUGGCAGCAGGGGGUGAAAAUGGAUGGACAUUUUUUUAAAAAGGUAAGAGACGCUGGUCUGCUGGAGGCUGAGUUGCAUUUGGUGCAGAAGUCAAUGGAGGGUGAAUUUUUUUCUAAAGAAAAAGGACAACUAAAUGACAAAAAAAUAGAAUCUUAUAGAUCUAUUUAAAAAAAAUGAAACAAAAUUAUUAUAAGUGUUUUUCAUUUUUGGUUUUUAUCUAGUUUGAUUUGAUUUGAUUUUUUAAAUCACGUGUUAUCUUUAUUGUAAUAUUGUUAUUAUUAUUAGCUGAUUACGCUGAAAGAUGUUCUGUUAGCAGAGGUCACUUUGAAAAAUUAAAAAAACUUGGCACAUAAAAAAAAAGGCAGUUGAAGUUUGUGAAAAUUCGGUGGCUGUUUCCUUUAAUUAUUUUAUUUUUUCGUCACCCUCUGAUCAACUAUAGUCGUCGUAUCACGGUUUGUACCUGUAGCGAAUGUGAUUAUUUUUUAUUUAGGUUUUUUUCCUGUUUACAUUUUAUUUCUGCACAGAGGGACAGGAAAAAAAAAAAAGGCUCGCCGUGCAUAUUCGUGAAUGUCAUCGCUGACCGUUGUGCUCAGAGUGUGAUUCUGCUAUGUCAACGCCUCGUUGCCGUGACAACGCACUAAUGCGCCAACCGGCGUCUGCCCCCCGGUUCACCCACUUGUUUGUCGCGCUCCUCUGAAAGGCGCCGCGUCUCGGGGAGCCGGCCCGCGUUCCUUCAGUGGCAGCAAAUCAACCUAAGCAUUAGAGCCAUGUCCUCAUGCUAAACACCCUCCGCUCUUCCUCUUCCUCCCUCUCGUCCUCCUCAUCCUCCGCCCCAACCCUCAGCAUCCUGCCAUCAGGUUUCCCUGGCAACUGUUGCUGCUGCGACAGCCCCUUAUCACAGCGUCUUGAUUUGGGUUUUGAAUGCUAAGCAGACGAGAGCAGACAGUUUAGAACUUCAUGUUUUGUAAGUACACAGUGAUUACCAUUUCACACCAAUAUAUUUUAGCAAGCUGCUAACUCUUGUACAUUUACUUGAAGAUGUAGCUGCAAUACUGCAUUAGCUGCGUUAAAGUCACACCCAGGUGGAAAAACUGAAUGGUAUAAACUAAAAUCUGCAGACAAGUUCAGUUUAGACAAAGAAAUCUUGAAAAUAUCAUCUGCUAAAUCUUUACUUCUUGUCACUUGAGCAUCACAUUUAUUUUCAUAAAUGCUUAAGGCUCCAAUUGCACAAAGCUAGCUGCGCUAACCCUAAAGCACAAGUCAUAAAUAUUAGUUCUGCUAAAGAGCUGUACCAACAUGGUAUUUAGCAGAAGCUAAUGCUAAAGCACUAAUCAUAAAUAUUAGUCUAGCUAAUGCUAUAGCACAAUACCAAUAGCAGUAGUAGGUAGCAGUAGCUAAUGCUAUGACAUUAAUCAUAAGCAUUGGUUUCACUAGCUUAAGCACUAUACCAUCUUAGUAUUUAGAACAAGCUAAUGCUAAAGCACCGCUAAACAUUAUUUCCACUAGCUUAAGUGCUUUAUAAAACCAUGGUUUUUAGCAGAAGCCAAUGCUAAAAUGCCAAACUCAGCUGUGGUGAUACCCAUCUUGUGUCAAUGUCACGUUUUGAAAUGCAGUUAUGUCGCCCACAACAGGAUCAAAUUAGUUAUUUCAUACCGACCUGUGCGGUUGCACUUCAGGAAGUGAUUCUUUGGAAGUUAUGGUUUCAGUUUUAUAGUUGUUGAGAGUUGCUAAAUGUAGCAGUAGCAGAACAUUAAUAGAUUUUUAAACCAUUUACUGAAGAGCUACAGCGAUGCAUUCUGGGUACAGAAUAAAUAUCCAAGCUUCUUCAUAUGUUUGAUAACCAGAGGUGGGAAGAGAAGCCAAAAAUAGUACUCAAGAGGAGUAAACAUAUUUUUACUCAAGUAAAAGUAAAAAGUAUUUGGUAAAAGGUUUACUCAAGUACUGAGUAUCUGAUC